AUGGUGAGCUCCGACUUGUUCCAGCGCAUGUUUCGUCGGGGUUCCACCAGGAGCUCAUCGGUUUCCCCGCAGCCGGGAGAACAACCCCAGCUUUUACGACAAGGAAACUCAACCAACUUCAGAAGAUCACCGACUUCGGAAAGAGACAUACCACAUGCACAGAUUCCUUCUUGGCACCGGGCUGUCUUAGGCUCUCCUGGUAUCCGCCCCGAGAGCUGCAAAGUCAAGGGCUCUCGCUUUUCCGCGAGCCAACUCCCGGUGUUAGCUGAAGACCACGCCGCUCUCUUCACGAGUCUCAAUAAUGGUAGCGGGACGAAUACAGAGCUCAGUUCACAGGAAGAAAGCCCAUUCUUCACCAAGUUACCGCCCGAAAUCCGAGACAUAAUCUAUGUCUUUGCCUUUGGCGACCGGCGCAUUCAUAUGGACUUUGACUUUCAGGGCACAUCGACGAAGCGCGGACGAUGGGGAUGGUGGCAUCGGGUGUGCGACGAUGCAGACAACUGUCUUGCGAACAAAACGUUCGUCUGCGCCGAGACUGCAGCCGCUGAGGAGUCGAUGCUUCGACACGGGUCUGUCGCGUGGCUCAAGCAGGGUUUCGAGUAUUAUGUUUCCGCAGUGAACUGGCUGAGGUGUUGCAAAUUAGGGUAUUGCGAGACUUUACCCAUCUUAUACAGCACAAACACGUUCGUUUUUAGCCACGGGAUCGAUCAGCUCCACCGACUGAACAGAAUCCUGCCGUCUGCACAUCUCGCAAUGAUCACCUCGUUACGUGUCGAAAUAGACGUGUAUCGAGCGUGUAAAGCGAUCGUACCGCCGAGAAUGCACGAGGAGUUUCAAGACUUCUACCGCGGGUUCUUCAACAUUCUCGAGCGCCGCCUUUCGGGCUUGAAAGAGCUCUCAGUAGCAAUCGCGGGCCUGCCGAAUCCGAGGCAACGACUCGAGGGAGAGGAGACGGAAUGGAAAAGCGAGGAUGAAGACCAAUGGAUUGGGCCGUGGGAGCAGUUGGCGGCGAGUAGGAGAUGGAAAAGAUUAGAUAUUGCAGUGCCGGUGGUCUGGUCCGAUGAGCUAGAGGGGGUCGUGAAGAAGAGAGGCAAAUUGGAACAGUGUGACAGGUUCGAGCUGAGGAAGGGGGUGGACCCGUUUCAGAAGGGCUGGUGA
Messenger RNA from Aspergillus calidoustus, 1158 nucleotides. NCBI's taxonomy places the organism in Eukaryota, Fungi, Ascomycota, Eurotiomycetes, Eurotiales, Aspergillaceae. The record is from the annotation of a GenBank genome assembly.